Molecule: messenger RNA, 834 nt
Organism: Caenorhabditis remanei
Lineage: Eukaryota; Metazoa; Nematoda; Chromadorea; Rhabditida; Rhabditidae
Exons: 6
Coding region: 1-834 (277 amino acids)
Biological process (GO): innate immune response
Source: RefSeq, a predicted model, not a curated record
AUGGUUAGUUCUGCUAAAUGGUAUACAACAAUGGCAAAUGUUCGAUUCGAUACGAAACAGGAAGAAGAGAUUGAGUAUCACACGGACUAUAAAAAUUUGAAUGCUUCUUUACGGACUCAUGCGCCUGAUCCAUCACUAGGAUAUGGAAAUAAUACUACUGGAAGCAACUUGUACGCGGUUUUGAAGAAGUUUCUCAACAAUGGAAAGGUUUCAUUGUGUGGAGCCCUAGUGUUCAUUGCAGUAAAACGGUACCCAGAUGAGUCUGAUGUAUCUGACAUAAUCACCCAACUACGAGCCAAUCAUGUAUUCGUGUACAUUGUUGUCGACAGUAUCCCAUCGGGCGGUUCCAAUUCUGCAACAUUAUACGAAAUGUCAUUUAAAACAAAUGGAUAUUGUCUGUUUGCCAGUUACUGGAACCUUGUUGAAGGUUUUCAAUUCAUGACCUUUGUACUUGGUAAAUACCAAUUCGUUGCUCAAAACUUUUGGGUUUCUGGAUCUGGUCGAAUCGAACUACCGGCAUUCAACACUCCAACUCCAGUGGAUUGGGUUGAACAACUAGCAAUAACUGUUCAAAACCACACACUUGACAAUUCAUUCGUAUCAAUGAACUAUACAGUUGAGAGUACUGAUGGAUCUUAUAUUCAUCAAUUUCCGAGUAACCAAUCGUACCCUCUUUUUGGAACUGCAGAAUCAAAUUUCUUGUAUCUGAACGGAUCCCUCUCUUACAAAUGGACAAUUGACUAUCAUUAUAAUACAGAUGAACCCCAAAUCAUUGAAUGCAGAAUGUACAGUUAUUAUUAUCACGACUUCCUUCCACUCCCAGAUUUCAAAUAA